AGUAUUGGUACCGCACGAUUUAUGAAGACAUUGCGUGGAAGACAUAAAGAUGGCUAUGUUGUUAUUAAACUAUUUAUCAAACCGGAAUCCGGCAUGUCGUUAUUAAAACAAGUCAAAAAGUUUAAUGAGGAACGUGAAGCUUUAAUUAAUGUACCCAACGCAUUUUAUUUCCAAAGAAUAUUGAAUACCGAUCGAGCAGCGUUACUUGUCCGCCAAUACUUAUACAGCAGUUUAUACGAUCGCAUUAGUACUCGACCUUUUUUAACAGUGAUUGAAAAGAAAUGGAUUGCCUAUCAGUUAUUAAAAGGCGUGGCGGAUUCGCAUGCUAGAAACGUAUAUCAUGGCGAUAUCAAGACCGAAAAUGUCUUGGUGACAUCCUGGAAUUGGGUCUUUUUAGUCGAUUAUGCAUUUUAUAAACCCACUUAUUUACCAGAGGACAAUCCCGCUGAUUUCUCCUUCUUCUUUGAUACCUCGUAUCGAAGAACA
Messenger RNA from Mucor mucedo, 486 nucleotides. Its product is annotated as kinase-like domain-containing protein. Gene Ontology annotation, molecular function: protein serine/threonine kinase activity; ATP binding. Gene Ontology annotation, cellular component: late endosome; phosphatidylinositol 3-kinase complex, class III, type II; phosphatidylinositol 3-kinase complex, class III, type I. Gene Ontology annotation, biological process: protein phosphorylation; late endosome to vacuole transport; protein targeting to vacuole. The transcript has 3 exons. The record is from RefSeq and is a predicted model, not a curated record. Lineage: Eukaryota; Fungi; Mucoromycota; Mucoromycetes; Mucorales; Mucoraceae. The annotation marks the transcript as partial.